AAAAAUUAUAUGAAGCCCAACCCUAAUACUAGAACAUUCAAUAAUGGAUUUCGAUAAAAUUCAACUAAUAGUAAUGUUGGCUUAAUGAUUGAUUAAUAAAAUUCCUUAAAUUAUUCUCAUAGAUUGGCAGAAGAAAGCUUGUAAAUAGGAGAAGAUGUUUUGGAAUCAUUUAAAAGACAAAAUGAUAGCAUCAAAGUACUUUUUAUUAUAAAAAUAGAGAAUAUAAUAAAAAGUUAAUUAUACGAUUGGGGAUUUGGGACUAUCUUAAGGAAUUAUUAAACUUAUAGGAUCACGAGAUUAAUAAGAUAGACGCAUAAUUAUAUUUUUAACCAUUUUAUUGUUCAUUUUUAUAGCAACACUUUAUUACGUGUUCAAAUGA
This is a messenger RNA of Paramecium sonneborni, 379 nucleotides long. The record is from the annotation of a GenBank genome assembly. Lineage: Eukaryota; Ciliophora; Oligohymenophorea; Peniculida; Parameciidae.